AUGAAGAACAUCAUCUUGAAGCUACCCAUGGGUGGGCAGAAGCAGACUUACGUGGCAGAUCCAUAUUCAUUGGAUAAUUAUCUUCAAGAUGAUUUGUCGCCAUCUAUGGAUCAUCAUCAUACUUCUAAAACCGAUCAGUUCUUAUCUUUCCUCAACAAUUCUCCAUUGCCAAAUCAAACCAAGCCUGUGCAGGAGGUUGAUUCCAGUGUGGAUGACAAGACUUUGAUUGAGCAUUCUUCGACAGGAAAAGGCAGGAAGCUGUCAACGCCUUUGUCGGAUAGUGAACAACUGGAGAAGGCAAAGAAGUGUGAGUUUGUACAGGGACUAUUGUCAUCAGCCAUUUUUUAUGAUGGAUGUGACUUCUUCUGA
This is a messenger RNA of Eruca vesicaria subsp. sativa (arugula), 369 nucleotides long. NCBI's taxonomy places the organism in Eukaryota, Viridiplantae, Streptophyta, Magnoliopsida, Brassicales, Brassicaceae. The record is from the annotation of a GenBank genome assembly.